This is a messenger RNA of Rotaria socialis, 1020 nucleotides long. The record is from the annotation of a GenBank genome assembly. Lineage: Eukaryota; Metazoa; Rotifera; Eurotatoria; Philodinida; Philodinidae.
AUGUAUAACAUAGUACGUAUUGAACGCUGCAUCAAAAGUCAACUGCAUCAUCCGAUAAUAAGAAGACAUACAGCAGCCAUCUUCUUCGACAUCAAAGCUGCUUUUGACUCGGUUUGGCAUGAAGGCUUGAUUUACAAAUUCAAUGAUCUUCGACUUCCAACUUACAUCAUCAAAUAUCUUAUAUCGUUCCUUGAGAAUAGAACUGCUACUGUUGAACUAGAUAACACGUUAUCGCGCUUGUUUACUCUCAGUAGUGGGACACCUCAAGGUUCACCACUAUCUCCAUUAUUAUACAUCAUUUAUACUUCUGACUCGAUGAAUGGAAUACCACCACAUACAGAACAUGGACUGUUCGCCGACGAUACAGCUUUAUGGACAUCUUCGCAUCAACUUACAAACUUAAAUGAUAGACUUCAACAAUCAAUCAACGAGUUUGAAAAAUGGUGCAAAGCGUGGAAACUAAAGCUGCAACCAACCAAGACCGAAUUAGUUCAUUUCAGCAUUCAUCCUCGAAAGAAAUACAAAAAUCCGGUGCAAGCUAAAGUUGAAAACAUCACCAUUCAACCAGCAACUUCCACCAGAUAUUUAGGUAUGAUAAUGGACAAUCGAUUAAGUUGGAGAACACACCUGAAACAAGUCGAAACAAGAAUUGCAGCGCGAUUAAGUUUACUUCGUUUUCUGAAUCGAGCUGCAAUUGAACCGAACCACAACAUUAUGAUAAACUUAUACAAGUCACUCAUAAGAACAGUCACCAUAUAUGGUUAUCCAGUUCUUCUAUCUGCCGAUAACAAAAUAUGGGACCGUAUUCAAAUCAUCCAAAACAAAGCACUUCGAGUGGCAUUAGGUUUACCACAUUAUACGUCCGUCAACUAUAUCCAUCGAAUCGCAAACAUUCCAAGAAUCAAAGAUUAUGCAGUUAAUUUACUCGAACGAGCCACUUCAACUGCAGCAUCAAACAAUGAAAUGAUUUAUCAUCGAUCACUACAAGACAUUCUCCAAGCAUCACGAACACAACAGUAA